UGGAUGUUAAAGCUGGAAAUGCGACAGUUCGUUGUCGAACUUACCAGUAUUCAAACCCAGCUCGUCAACCAGGAUCACCUUCUCCACAUUAUAAACAGGUUAUUGUGUCUGGUGCCGUAGAGCAUCACUUACCACUGGAUUAUAUAAUGAAGUUAAAAGCGGUCAAGCAUAACGGUUACAAAGGUGCGGUACUGGUCGAUUUGGCUGCCAUAAAAAAUCUAAACUCCUGCAACACCGAUGAUU
Gongylonema pulchrum is the source of this 243-nucleotide messenger RNA. The record is from the annotation of a GenBank genome assembly. Lineage: Eukaryota; Metazoa; Nematoda; Chromadorea; Rhabditida; Gongylonematidae.